AUGGCCACCCCAUUCGACGGCUUCAAGUUCGAGUCCAUCCGGGAGAGCCAGAUCAGCAGGGCGAUGACCCAGCGCUACUUCCAGGACCUGCAUGACCACGCGGAGGUGGACGUGGUGAUUGUGGGUGCGGGCUCCGCGGGCCUCAGCUGCGCCUACGAGCUGAGCAAGUACCCCGACCUGCGGGUGGCCAUCAUUGAGCAGGGCGUGGCGCCCGGCGGCGGCGCCUGGCUGGGCGGCCAGCUCUUCAGCGCCAUGUGCAUCCGCAAGCCAGCCCACAAGCUGAUGGACGAGCUGGAGGUGCCCUACGACGAUGAGGGCAGCUUUGUGGUGGUCAAGCACGCCGCCCUCAUGACCUCCACCCUGCUCUCCAAGGUGCUGGCGGCGCCCAACAUCAAGCUGUUCAAUGCCACGGCAGCUGAGGAUUUGAUCGUGAAGCAGGACGAGACGCGCGGCAAAUAUGUUGCGGGCGCUGUCACCAACUGGACUCUGGUGAGCCUCAACCACGACACGCAAAUGUGCAUGGAUCCAAAUGUGAUUGAGGCCAAGGUCAUGGUGUCGUCCUGCGGCCACGACGGGCCCAUGGGCGCCGCGGGCGUGAAGCGCCUGGCCCGCCUGGGCAUGGUUGAGAAGACCCCCGGCAUGGGCGCCCUGGACAUGAACUCUGCGGAGGAUGCUGUGGUGGACCGCACGCGCGAGAUUGUGCCGGGCAUGGUGAUCUGCGGGAUGGAGGUCGCGGAGCUGGAUGGCUGCCCCCGCAUGGGGCCCACCUUUGGCGCGAUGUUCAUGUCUGGCCAGAAGGCGGCGCACGUGGCGCUGAACUCUCUGCGCCGCCAGCAGGAGGCGGCCCAGGAGGCGGCCCAGGAGGAGAGCAAGGAGGAGGGCAAGCCGCUGGUAGCUGCCUGA
Molecule: messenger RNA, 903 nt
Organism: Chlorella variabilis
Lineage: Eukaryota; Viridiplantae; Chlorophyta; Trebouxiophyceae; Chlorellales; Chlorellaceae
Exons: 10
Coding region: 1-903 (300 amino acids)
Source: RefSeq, a predicted model, not a curated record